AUGAAGGUAAGCUUCCAGAGAACAGUGCCAAAGGUGUUCGGUGCGACGACUACAGUGGUGUCUCGUUUGCAGCUGUUCUACAUUGCAUCGUUUGCCGUUGCCCUGGUGUGCGCGUCCGACGCCACUGACUCCGGCUCGAGUAAAGUCGUCGGAAAACGCAAUGCCUGGGGUGGCUUCCUCCCGAGGCAUCCUCAGCUCUCCGCCCGGGCGGACAGCCACGACGGAUUCGGAGCAUCGGAGGCCCAGCACGAACAUGGACACGCAACCACGCAAGGACUAGGCCACUACGAGUCUUCGAACGAGGAGUACCACAGCUGGAAGCCACUGGAAGCCGUCGGCCAUUACGGGCAACACGCGGGUCACAGCUUUGGUGAGCAGCUCCACCAAGCAGGAGGGCACCAUAACGGCGAGGGUGAAGAGAAGCACCACUUCGGGGGACACCAGUCCUUUGGUGAGGGCGAUCAUCACGGUUUCGGCGAUCAGCAUAGUUUCGGUGGACACCAAGCUUUUGGAGGACAUCAGGCAUUCGGAGCUCAGCAUGAGUCUUUCGGAGGAAAGCAUGAAGGUUUCGAAGGACACCAUGAGGCAUUCGGAGGACAUCAUGAGGGCGCUGGUGGACAUCAGGAAGCUUUUGGAGGGCACCAUGAGGGAGCGGGAGGUCACCAGGAAAGUUUUGGAGGUCAUCACGAAGGGCUUGGAGGACAUGAAGCCUUAACUGGCCACGAGGAACAUGGUGGACACUUUGGAGGCGGACAGCAGGGAUUCGGUGAUCAUGGAGACUUCGGAACUCACCAGGCAUUCACCCAAGGCGGUCAUCACGGAUUCGGUGGACAUCAGAACCUGGGUGGUGGACAUCACGACUUCGGAGGUCAUCAUGGAUUCGGUGGACACCAGAACUUGGGUGGAGGACAUAGCGAGUUUGGAGGUCAUCAUGGAUUCGGUGGUCAUGAGAACUUGGGAGACCACCAUCAGGGACACUUUGGUCAUGGCGACCACCAUGGAUUCGCUGAACAUGACGACCACUUCGGCGACUCGGGACACGGCAGCGAUCAUCAUGAGGAUCACAAGAAGGAGCACCACAUCAAGGAGCUGCAUCUCGAUGCCACCGAGGUCGAGGACGAUCACAAGGAGCACAAGAAGCACAAGGAGCCGAAGAUCAAGUACAUCACCGUUACCGAGCGGGUUCCGGUGCCGUACAAGGUGACGGUGGAGAAGAAGGUGCUCGUACCGGUCAAGGUGCCGUUCACGGUGCACUCCGAGAAGGUCGUCCCGAUCUACGUCGAAAAGAAGUUCCCGGUUGUGGUGGAGAAGCACGAGAUCGUGCACGUCGAUAAGCCGUACGAAGUGAAGGUGCCCCACAAGGUCGAGGUGCAUAAGAAGGAGAUCGUGAAGGUCGAGAAGCCGGUGCCGGUGAAAAUCGAGAAGCCGGUGCCGUACAAGGUGGAGAAGCCAUUCAUCGUGCACAAGCACGUCCCGGUGAAGGUGUGGGUGAACGUGAAGAAAGAGCACCAUCACUGA
Molecule: messenger RNA, 1518 nt
Organism: Anopheles coustani
Lineage: Eukaryota; Metazoa; Arthropoda; Insecta; Diptera; Culicidae
Product: filaggrin-2-like
Exons: 1
Coding region: 1-1518 (505 amino acids)
Source: RefSeq, a predicted model, not a curated record